CUGGCUGUAGGCUGUGGCACUUGGCCAGAGGUGGCGCUGGUUGACUCGAGUCCAUGUUAGUGCACACAAAGUAAACUGCACGCUUUAGUUGUGAAGCAAAAACGCUGAAACCGGAGAAAUAAAAUGUGCGAGGGGGACGAUAACGACGACAAGAGUCCCCCGAUCGUUUAUUCUUCCUGUCCCGUGAACAACACCGGCGUGGUAUUAAUUGUUUGCUGUUUUCGCGAUCGCGUCGCGCAUGAGGAUAUCACCAGGUAAACUCGCGACAUUUUUAAACAUUUGGUUGUUCAACGGCAUCAAGACUGACGGAGUGUGUUUGAGAUAACCUCACAAGUGUCACAGGUCACACAUUUGGCGGGUUUUUUGCUGGUUUGUCGGUAGCAGCUCCUGAAACGCAAGACUACCACACAUCUGUUCGACCAACGCCAGUUGAUCUAAACGCCAGUUGUUCUGGAACACCAGCGAUGGAGAAACGUGAACAUUCCUUUUGUUUUAAUAAAGUUUUCAAUGAUUUUAAGCUUUAACGCAGAGGGGACGAUGAAGCGGUGUUUGCUUGCCCUGUCCCUCCUGAGCUUGUGGACUCUCGCAAUGGAAGAUACUGAGGAAUCCUGUAAUUUUAUGGAGAGAUGCGUCUUACCGUGCAGUUUCCAGAUUGGGAAAGAAAUCGUCAUCCACUGGUUUAAGACACCAAGAGACCUUCGUGUCCACUCGUACUACCACAGCAAAAACCAGUUUGGACACCAGGACCAGCGCUUCAGAAACAGGACUUCAGUGUUCCAGGACCAGAUCCGCAGAGGAAAUGCCUCACUCCAGCUGACAAGUGUGGAGGUUCAGGAUGAGGGCAGAUAUAAGUGCCACACCAGCACCAUCAAGGGAAACCAGGAGUCAUUUGUCAACCUAAAAGUAGAUGCUCCAGUUAAAGAAGUCAGUCUUGAUCAGGUUGAAAACUGGAUCAGCUGCAGGUCAGAGGGGAUCUACCCUGAACCUCAGCUCUCCUGGUCCACCAGCCCUCCAUCCAACAUCACCUUCACUAACACCACCACAGUCGAGCGGACUGAACAGGUGCUGUAUAACAUCAGCAGCUCUCUGAUGCUUUCAGCCGGUGUUUAUGACCUGCUCUUUAUCUGCACCAUCAGCACUCGCAGGAACAGGAGGAGAACCACUCUGCAGAGACUAUCUCAUAUCAGUGGUCCCAGUACUGGUGUAACAGUCACCUGCACCUCUCCAAACACUUCACUCACCAACUUCAGCCUCGUCUGGAAAUUCAACCACACUCAGACCAUCGUGAACCAGACUGGGACCAACUUUACCUACUCGGUGUCAGACGAGUGGAGGGAGAAGGUGAAGAAUGUGUCUAAAUCAUGCAGUCUCAUGCUAAAGGACUUAUCUACAAAACAGGAGGGGAUGUACACCUGUAAGCUCAGUAAUGCUGAGGAGACUCACAUUACCCACAUCCACCUGAGAAUAAUCAAAGGACGUCACAUUAACCUUGUAGCCAUUAUCACAGCUUUGGGGUCUGGAAUUGUACUGAUCGGCCUAUUGACAACUGCUGCAAUCUGCAGCACACAGAGAAGGGUAAGAGGCCUGCAUUGCACUUUUCAUAAUUUAUUAGCUUGCACCAUCGAAACUGAAAAGGUAAAGCUGUACGGGCUGACUGAGUAGUAGUUAAUUCACGGGUGAAUUAACUAAAAUGGUGUC
Molecule: messenger RNA, 1698 nt
Organism: Oreochromis niloticus (Nile tilapia)
Lineage: Eukaryota; Metazoa; Chordata; Actinopteri; Cichliformes; Cichlidae
Product: V-set domain containing T-cell activation inhibitor 1
Exons: 5
Coding region: 508-1662 (384 amino acids)
Biological process (GO): immune response; cell surface receptor signaling pathway; cellular response to lipopolysaccharide
Cellular component (GO): external side of plasma membrane
Source: RefSeq, a predicted model, not a curated record